Molecule: messenger RNA, 609 nt
Organism: Fusarium venenatum
Lineage: Eukaryota; Fungi; Ascomycota; Sordariomycetes; Hypocreales; Nectriaceae
Cellular component (GO): membrane; cytoplasm
Source: RefSeq, a predicted model, not a curated record
AUGUCAUCUUUAACGAGCACACAAAAUGGAAAAAGCGCUAUUGACCCAAAAGCUCUCCUGGCUGCUUACCUUAAACAACUCCAAUUAAAACCCCUCCGCACGAAAAUGUACACUCAAGGCUCUUUAUCAGCCUUGACUGAAAUUGUAGCAUCAUACUUUGCUUAUGCCCGCCCAGGCUACGGCCCAGCAAUCACGUCGCGCGUUCCCAAGAUGGCUUUUUACGGGGCUUGUGUCGCCGCGCCGCUAUCUCAUUUCCUCAACACCAUGGUUCAGAAGCAACUCCCCGGCAAGAUCCUGCUUCAGCAGAUUAUUACCAUGCUUUUUUUUUUCCCUAUUCAAAAUACUGUCUAUCUCGCUUCCAUGGCCAUCAUCGCCGGCGCGAAAACAACCGAUCAAAUUCGCGGUGCAGUACGCGCUGGACUGGUUCCCAUGACAAAGGGCAUGUGCGCGUUGCACCCGAUAUUGUUGACUUUUGCAAACUUGUUUGUGCCCAAGGAGAUGUUUGCGCCGUUCUUUAGCCUGGUGGGUUUCUGUCUGGGAACGUUUUUCAACACUAUGGCCAAAAAGAGAAUUGCCGCUGCGGCUGCUGCUGAGAAGAAGGAUAUUUAG